AUGGGGUCUCCAGAGCUCUCCCUGCUGUCAUCCUUGAGGGGAGAGCUGAAAUCAGAGGAUUACAUCCAACCUCACUACAAGGAGACAUAUCGCCUGGCGAUCGAUCGCCUCGUCACCAGCGGAAGAGACAGUUACCAUGAGUUCCUCAAGGGAGAACGUAUCGCGAGCUUCCUCUCAGAGGAUGAGCUUCUCUUCAUCACUGAAAACGUAGGAAAGCUCCAACCUGAAAACAACGAGGGGGAAAUCAAUGGUCCAUCUGACAGCCAAUCGUCCUCAGGGACCUACUGGCCCCUCCACUCGGAUGUGGACGCGCCAGACUUGGAGUUGGGGUGGCCGGAGGUCAUGCACGAAACACUCCAGACAAAUAUAGAUCUGCUCUUUCAUCCACCCAGACAGAACAGCCCCACAAUCAAAGAGGUGAUCCGGAAGCAUAUUCAGGAUGCAAGACAGGUUGUUGCCAUUGUGAUGGACAUGUUCACCGAUGUAGAUAUAUUCAAAGAAGCUGUCGACGCGUCUUUACGAGGAGUCCCGGUCUACGUGCUCUUGGAUGGUUUCAAUUUGAAAAGUUUCCUCACAAUGGCUGAAAAUCAAGAUGUCAAAAUUCAACAACUAAGAAACAUGAGGGUGCGUACUGUGAAAGGUCAGGAUUACCUCUGUCGAUCAGGAGCCAAAUUUCAUGGUGCAAUGGAGCAGAAGUUUCUUUUAGUCGACUGCUACACGGUGAUUUAUGGCUCAUACAGCUUUGCAUGGUCAUUUGAGAAGCUUAAUCUGAGCAUGGUGCAGGUCAUCACAGGCCACUUGGUGAAGUCCUACGAUGAAGAGUUUCGAACACUCUAUGCCCGGUCGACUGUGCCAGCUGAAUUUUGCCCCCCUGAGGGUUUGUUUCAACGCAACGGACCACAUGGACGACAGAUUUUGCCACAUUCUCAUUCCGCCCCAAAAAUUGAGCGGAGGGACCAGUUAAGGCACACGCUGGACACAGUCUAUCGGAAGACCUGCGAGAGGCGACUCGGCGCAAGAGAUGAGAGGUUCUUGGAAGAGGAACCUAACGAUCGUCGGCCCUCGUUUGAGAAUGGGAUCGGCGUUCCGAAGCCGAUGCCCCAGUUUCCUUCUUCAGAGACAAUGAGCUUCUUGAAAAGGCACAGCUAUGCUGGGGAGAGAGAAGACACGCCGCAGAACAUCAGGCCCAGAGGCAGCAACUGGAACAUCUCUAGAGAAACUGGAAACGACACAAACCACUACCCCACGGACAAUUACUUACCAGAGCCACAGAUUUACAGAGGUGAACACAGGCGUCAGUCUUACAAUGGCAACGACAAACAAAUCCUGUCUGUUCAGCAGAACAUGAAAUCACUAGAGGACACAUCUAAGUCUUAUAUGCGCACACUGAGGAUUGAAUCCUACCUCCAACACCCUGACGUCGGGGACUCUUGUGACUAUUUAGACCAGUUUGAAUCACAAGACAGAGCUAACUCCUUCAUGCAGGGAAGGAUAAGGUCUUCCCUCGCUUUCAGGUCCACCAUACCAGAGCAAAUGGAGCCAAACAGACACAUGAACAACUCCUCAACUGGUAUUAACUCCUUAGCAGUACCAAACACACCUUUGCACUACACAUCCAUGCAGUGGAACCCAACAGCUGCAGCUGAAAAAAGAAUAAGUAAUGAAGAGUUCAUGCAAAAGAGGAAAAGUUUGCAGAUUUUGGAUGACAAUCAGAGUAACGCAAGCUACGGUCAAGGUAGAAACGCUUACCAGUCUGUAUAUGCUAGCUUAGGCAGACCUAAAGGUGGACACAUGAUCACAAACCCAGACAUCAUGACAGACAGUUGGCAUAAAAGGCACAGCGUGGCAGAUCCCAGAUCAAACACUGACUACACACAUGAAUCCUCUGGUCACAUGUACAACGCUAUGGCGAGGAUGCAAGUGAACAGAAGCACAGCAGGGAUAAAUGCACAGAAUGGAGGAUACAUGUCACAUCUGAAAGAUGAUCAGAGAUCUGCUUCUCAUUACGAUGUCAAGAGUAUCACAGGCACAAAGAGCCCUGGUACCCCCAUGUGGCAGGAGCCGCCAAGCAGGACUUUGUCCGCCGCAACUCUGGAUGUGACCGACAAGGAUUCAACAGCUAAACCCAACAGUAUGGGCUCCCAGCAUUUUCUAAAGAAGAGUACCAAGAAAAUAAAAUCCUUACUGAACAUACCAGAGAAGAAAGAGGAUUCAAUACCAACGAUGGAGACACUGAGUCUGACAUCAGGCGGCAGCACGAACACCCUAACAGCUGAGGAUGAGGAGAGGGUACCAUAUGGAGGAGGAAAACUCCCCCAAAGCAUGACCAACUCCAACAGCACCUCCGAGCACCAGAGGAGGCAGAUAGAAGAAUACCAUCUAAAAUCCUCAAAACCUCGAUUCACAACUGAGGAGCACCAAUAUCCACCACAAAAACCACCUCAAAAUCUACCACAAAAUCUACCACAAGUCUCCCUCCCUAAACCUACCAUGCAGGAGAAACCCAGGAGGCCCGGCCUUGACUCAGCAAGCUGGAGUAAAGAUCGUAGCACAGAGGCUCACCUUUACAGCAGAUUUGAGCCUGUCCGCUCAUUUGAAAAGAAACACUCAAUGCGUUCUGCACACGGCUUUGGAAAUGCAAAUGCAAACUUUCAGGAAAAAACCAAAGUCCUUCCUAAAGGUGACUCAGCUAUCGAACACAAUAUCACCAGGGCUGCACGAAGCCACCAUGAAAAUAAGCUGGAGAAGUUCUUUCACAGAGUGUUUCACAAGAACAAGUAGUGAGUCUACACAGGUCACUUGUUACCAACGCACACUUGCCUCUUGUUUAUUUUCUUGUAGUCUAUGUUUACUUCUGUGUAUUGCGGAAAAAGUUUUCAGAAAACACGGUUUACAUUUUGACCUCUGCUUGUGUUAUUAUGUACAGAUGCUUAUAUGGAUAGAACAUACAUAUACAUCUUAAAAGCUGUCCUUUAAUGUGUCAUUUACUGGUGUCAACGUGAAGCAAUUAAU
This is a messenger RNA of Centropristis striata (black sea bass), 3012 nucleotides long. RefSeq names its product family with sequence similarity 83 member B (gene sack1b). The transcript is spliced from 4 exons. Gene Ontology annotation, cellular component: cytoplasm; membrane. The record is from RefSeq and is a predicted model, not a curated record. Lineage: Eukaryota; Metazoa; Chordata; Actinopteri; Perciformes; Serranidae. Bases 1 to 2781 code for a protein of 926 amino acids. Gene Ontology annotation, biological process: epidermal growth factor receptor signaling pathway.